This is a messenger RNA of Alnus glutinosa, 2083 nucleotides long. RefSeq lists its product as uncharacterized. The record is from RefSeq and is a predicted model, not a curated record. The transcript is spliced from 15 exons. Bases 434 to 1648 code for a protein of 404 amino acids. Lineage: Eukaryota; Viridiplantae; Streptophyta; Magnoliopsida; Fagales; Betulaceae.
GGCCACGCUCUAGUUCGUGCGUUUAGAGUAGUAGUCCAACAAGGUAAGAGCGACCACAAACAGAGUGCUUCAAAGAAACAGGGGAAAGCAGAGAACGGAGAGUCCAUGGCUGUCGCUGCCUGCCACCAAUUGCUUGGUGGGUUUUAGUGCGUUUUGAAGCUUUGGGUCUCUGUCGAUACCUGUGCUUGACAUUGAAUACGGCACCGUUUUUGUUUUACGUUACAGUAGGAGAAUAGCUUCCUUCGAAUGCUCCAUUAAAUUAAUGGAGUAUUUAUAGUUCGUAUUAUUCUCUCAAACAUUCCUUACUUUACUUUCAAACUUCCUUUUGUAAUCUCAAAAAGCUCUCUCUUUUCUUCUCUCUCUCUCUCUCUUUAUCUCUUAUACUUUCUGCGCGUGCUUUGGGUUUUUCCGGAAAGCAAAACAGCGAAAUUAAAUGAAGACUUUCAAUUCUGCUUCUGUACUUUCAGAUCUAAAGAAUAGGACAUGCCUCUGUAGUUUCUUAAUUACAGCAUCUUUGAUUUUUGGUGCUUACUUCAUCGGUAAUUCCUUUGUUACAAAGGAAUACAAAGACAGAUUAACAAGAUGGAGAGUGAUUCCUACUAAAGAGAAUUUAAAGUCUAAGACAUGCAAGAAUCGUUGCAGGCCUCCUGGGAGUGAGGCAUUACCUGAAGGAAUUGUUGUUAAAACAUCUAACUUGGAAAUGCGGCCAUUAUGGGGUUCCAUUCCAAAAAAUAGCAAUGCAAAGCCUUCUGUUAACUUGUUAGCCAUUGCAGUUGGAAUCAAGCAAAAAGACUUGGUGAACCAAAUUGUGAAAAAGUUUCCUUCAAGCAAUUUCGUUGUGAUGCUUUUUCAUUACGAUAGUGUUGUGGAUGAAUGGAGGGAUUUACCAUGGAGUGAUCGUGCCAUACAUGUGUCUGUAAAGAAUCAAACAAAAUGGUGGUUUGCCAAACGUUUCUUGCAUCCAGAUAUAGUUGCUGAAUAUGAUUAUAUAUUUCUUUGGGAUGAGGAUCUUGGAGUAGAGAAUUUUAACCCAAAACGAUAUCUAUCUAUUGUUCAAGAGGAGGGACUUGAGAUAUCACAGCCAGCACUUGAUCCUGUUAAAUCAGAGUUGCAUCAUCCAAUUACUGUACGUAGAAGCAGAUCAAGGGCACACAGAAGGUAUUAUAAGUUUAAAGGCAGUGGCAGGUGCGACGACCAGAGCACUGAUCCUCCAUGCGUGGGUUGGGUGGAAAUGAUGGCACCGGUGUUCUCAAGGGUAGCUUGGCGAUGUGCAUGGUACAUGAUCCAGAACGACUUGAUCCAUGCAUGGGGCCUCGAUAGGAAGCUCGGCUAUUGUGCCCAGGGUGAUCGAACAAAAAGAGUCGGUAUUGUCGAUUCUGAGUACAUAGUUCAUCUGGGUCUUCCCACACUUGGUGCCUCAGAUGGAAAUACGUUAAGCAAUUAUUCACUGGAUCAUUCUUUAAAAGAGAAAUCAAAUCAAGCAGUGCCGGCACCAUCAGACUCCCAAAAAGUCGAUCCUAGAUCUCUAGUCCGGUGGCAGUCCUUCGUUGAAAUGCAAAUCUUCAAGGCAAGGUGGACUAAUGCGUCGAAGGAGGAUAAUUGUUGGGUUGAUCCAUAUCGACAAUCAGCGAACCAAAGUAGAAAUUGAUUUGAUUUAUAGAGCGUUCAUCCAAGCAAAAGGCAAGGUUGCUGACUGGUUCUCAUAAACAACCUGAGUCAAAAAUCAGACAUGCAUCCCAUGUACACCCUUUUUGUGGUCCUGAAAAAGGUCUCAAAACUGCUGAUGAUGUCUUGUUCUUUUGGAUCUUGCAAGGAGCUUGUGACUUGGUGUAACUGACCAUUGUAUCAUAUGGAUUUUGCCCUGGCCAGGAGCUAACCAAUUCUGCUGGCCAAUUUAAUUUGUAUCAUUCAUUUGGUGAAAAUUAUAGAAAAUAAUUUUUCACCAGACACAUUGUUGAUAACCUUUUCAAUACCAAUGUAACUUUUUUUUUUUUUUUCCUCUCUUUUGUAUAACCAUGUAAUUAUUGAGGCAAUUGUGUCUUUGUGGAUCUUCAGUUUAGUUGUACAACUUGUUCUUGAUGCA